Adelges cooleyi (spruce gall adelgid) is the source of this 2134-nucleotide messenger RNA. RefSeq names its product sugar transporter SWEET1-like. The transcript has 6 exons. Gene Ontology annotation, biological process: carbohydrate transport. The coding region runs from base 441 to 1112 and encodes 223 amino acids. The record is from RefSeq and is a predicted model, not a curated record. Gene Ontology annotation, molecular function: sugar transmembrane transporter activity. Gene Ontology annotation, cellular component: membrane. NCBI's taxonomy places the organism in Eukaryota, Metazoa, Arthropoda, Insecta, Hemiptera, Adelgidae.
CUAAAAUUGUGAUUUUAUCAGUUCACUGUGAUAAGCGUCGUGUUAAAUAUUUAUUGUUUGACAAUACUCAUUACUAUUUACUCAAUACUCACAAUAGUCAAUUUGUGACGACGGCAAGCAACGUUCUCUACACGUAGCAGUUAUUAGCUAAUAAAAUAUUAUUAUUAUACAUAAUUAUAAUAACAUAACAUCAUCGCUGUCAAUCUUCAUUACUCAUUUGUAACAACUAUACAAUUUUAUAACGACAAAUCAUAAUACCGUGCACACAAUAUUACUUUUGUAAUAGCAAUGCUUGCCGUAACAACAAAACUCUUGACUUCAGUCAUUUGUUGUUCUACUGUCAUCACACAAUUAUGACGUGGUUCAUGUUUGAAAUAUUUUUUGCCUGUGAAUCUCUGAGUUUCUAACACUGGUAUUCGUAGCUUCACCACUAAUUUAGAAUGCCAUCAUAUCAUUAUGCUGACUAUGAGUAUACGCUGUCUAUUACAGCAGCGGCAUCAACGUAUGUUCAAUUCUUGUCCGGAUUUUUAAUUUGUUUGAACUUUAUGAAAAAAGGAAAAGUUAUCAACGAAUCAGUAUUCCCUUUCGUGACUGGAUUUCUUUCAUGUUCCUUAUGGUUGUAUUAUGGAAUAUUAAAAACUAAUGGAACAUUAAUUUUUGUUAAUACAUUUGGCUGUUUAUUAUUUCUUAUGUACACGAGUAUAUACUUUAAAUAUUCAUCAAAAAAGAACCAUGUGGUAAACUUGAUGUUAUUGGCUAUGAUAGUAAUUUUAUUGGUGUACACAGAUGUCCAAACGGAACAGGUAGUUGAAAAUGCUAUUUAUCGUGUUGGAUUGGCAUCCUGUAUUAUGACAAUGUUAUUUUUCGCUGCACCACUGUCAAAUUUAGUACAUGUUAUUAGAGUACGAAAUAGUGAAUCUUUGCCUAUGCCGUUGAUAGUUAUGACAUUUUUAGUUUCAACACAAUGGUUAGUUUAUGGAAGAAUAUUGCGUGACAAGUUUAUUAUGUAUCCUAAUGCUGUAGGCUGUGCACUUUCAGUUGUACAAUUAUUACUGCUCAUUAAGUAUCCAAGAAGACCAACUGAUUUAAAUUGCAAGUUGAUGGAUGCUUAAAACGCACAUAUCAUAUAUAUUAACAACAGCUAAAAUAUAUGACAACUGUUGAACUUGUGUACUACACUACUACCUCUACUGUAGCCCACCAAUUAUAUAAUAUAAGUUAAUUUUGUGAUAUAAUCUACUAAUAAGAAAUAACCAAAAUUUGGCUCCUAAAAAUUCACAAGAUCUACAUGAAUAAUGAUCACCUUCCUAUUUCAAAGUUGAGAAAUGCAUAUGAUUAUGUUAAUAUUACACUAAAAGAAAACCAUCACCUAUGUAAUAAAAAAUUAUCAUAUUAAUUUUAUAAGUGUUAUAAACUUAGUAAUAAACUAUACUUUCUAUUGUUAAUUGUUACAUUAGUUUAUGUUUCAUAGAUCUUAAAAAUUAUGAAAAUAUAAAUCAUUUCAGUAUUCUUAAAAAUAAAAAUUAAAAAAAAAAAGGUAUAGUAUUAACUAUAUACUGCUUUUGCUGCUGGUUUGGAUCUUAAUAUUAAUGACAUAAGUUAAGUUUUAAUAUGAUUUUUAAUUAAGCAACCUCUAAUAUUAUUUUAACCAAGUGACUCAUUGUGAUUGAAUUUUCAUUUAUUUUUCUUAGCACCUUAUUUAUUGUUAUUUUAUAUAUACUGUUGUAGUGGUUACCAAAAAUACCAAGUAUUUAGUAAUACUUUUUGUGGAACACAUGAUUGACUUUUAAUAUUUGUUAAGUGAUCUAUAUUGAAUCUCUGUGUUGUGAAAUAGUUUAUUAACUAUUAUUAUUGUAUUAAGAUAUAAAUUUAAAUUGUUUAUUUUUUUGUCCAAAUUUCAUUUAUUAUUACUAUUGUACCUUGAAAAAUAUAAAUGUGCUGUUAUAUAUAUAUGAUAUAAUUCAUCAUUAAUAAUUUAAAGAAAAUCAUUAUUAAUUUCAAGUAAUACCUUUGAAUUUUUAUAUAACUUUCCCAGCAACUAACUUAACUUGUGUAUGAUCUCGAUGGUUAUAGUUGUUGUCUUUUUAGUUUAGUUUAAUUGAAAUAUGACCUGUUACAAAUAAAUGUCUCCAUG